GUCUUUUGGAACAUGGAGGCACUACUAAACAAAUCAUGUAGACGAACGAACCCCAGUAAAUUUGAAACAACGAAGCCUUACAGCAUGGAACAACAACACAAAGGGUACAGCGAUGAGUGAAGGCAAAUCAGUCCAUAGCAAAUGUCAAUCCAAAUGUCAAAUUGAUCAGAUUCAGCCAAGUUGAGCCAAGUUAAAGGCGGCAAUUGAACUUAUUUGACAAAAUCGAAAAACGCCCUUCCGAAGAAUUUGAGAAGAUAAUUGAAGUCGUGAGAAUAGGAAAGUAUCCGCCGACCGGAGAAUGUCGCAGCGUUCAAAGUGACCUGUACAGUAAUUACCGAGGAAUCAAUCCCUACCAAUAUAUUUUAUACGAUCUGUAUAAGUUUUAUACGAAUAUAAUAUAAAAUAUAUAACCUAAAUAAGGUUACCAACAUGGAAUUUGAGGACGACUUUUUCUUCGAGGAGGAUAAAAUUCUAACGAACAGCUUCUUAUCGCCUCCAGACACAAUACCUUCCACCAAUACAAAUGGAGUCAACGAAGAUCUCGGUAUUUCUUUAACCGCUCUGCCUCGGGCUAACGUCGAACUGCAUCAGCUGACCAUGAUGGAAGAUCGCAUUCCAGACAUAGAACUGGUCGCACGAGACAAAGUGGUCACUGUCACCCAGCUGCCUAACAGCCAACUGGGGAUGACCAUAACUUCGGGGAAUGUCGUGAUUCAGAAAGACAGCAGCAAUUUAAUUGGGAUCAGCAUUGGAGGUGGAGCUCCGCUUUGCCCUUGUCUUUACAUUGUGCAAGUGUUUGACAACACUCCAGCUGCUGCAGAAGGCACGCUGCAAUCCGGUGACGAACUUGUUGCAAUUAAUGGGGCCUCUGUUAAGGGAAAGACCAAAGUUGAAGUGGCGAAAAUGAUUCAGGCUUGUGAUGGACAAGUCAGCAUCAAUUACAACAAACUGCAUGCUGAUCCGAGGCAAGGACGUUCCCUUGAUAUUGCUCUGAAAAAGGUCAAGCACAGACUGGUUGAGGGAAUGGGGAGUGCCACAGCAGAUGCCCUGGGCUUGUCUCGAGCUAUAUUAUGUAAUGAUGCGUUGGUUCAGCGAUUAGCUGCUCUGCAACGGACAGAAAAUUUAUACAGGGGCUUAGUGGCUCAUGCAAAAGCCACUCUACGAGCUUUUUUUGAUCUCACUCAAGUAUACAAAGCAUUUGGUGAUGCUUUUGCGGCCAUUGGUGUAAGGGAGCCUCAACCACGUGCGAGCGAAGCAUUCAGGCAAUUCGGCGAGCAACAUAGACAGAUGGAAAAGUUUGGAGUAACGAUGCUAAAGGCGGUAAAGCCCAUUUUGAGCGACCUUGGAACAUAUCUUCAUAAAGCCAUUCCAGACACGAGAUUAACGAUCAGUAAAUACGCAGACGCCAAAUUCGAGUAUCUCUCUUAUUGCUUGAAAGUUAAAGAGUUAGACGAUGAGGAGCAGAGUUACGCGGCUCUCCAGGAGCCGCUUUACCGUGUAGAGACCGGCAAUUACGAAUAUCGACUUGUUUUGAGAUGCCGACAGGAGGCGAGAUCAAGAUUCGCUAAAUUGAGGUCUGAUGUUCUCGUGAAACUUGAGUUGCUCGAUAAUAAACAUGUUCAAGACGUCGUAUGGCAGCUGCAAAAGUUUGCCUCUGGAUUAGCUAAGUGCCACGCUGAAAGCCGGGACCUCCUAUCAGAAUCUACCCUGUUUCCCGUCGAGGUCGACCUAUCGCGAUCUGCAUUCCAAUACAAAACUACAGGACCGCUUCAGUCCUUAGUGGAUAGUGAAGAUGGGGAUGAUGAAGAAGAUGUGAAAACAAAUGAAAAUGACGAAACGCCGAUGCUCGAUAUCCAGGAAAGUGUACUCUUAUCCACAGAGCCAAACCAGUUCUAGCAAUAUCACAAAAACCGAUGAGAAUUACACAUACUCUUUAGAUCCUCUUACUCUCUUGCUUUGUUGCAUAAGCUAUCGCUGAAAAGUACAUUGGAAUAAGACAAGUCCCGGUAGUUUCCACAAGUUUUAGUCGGCAUGUAGCUCGAGUUGUACGGUUUGUCUUAUUUCUUUACAGACGAUUUAAGAAGAUUGCUAACAGAGAAGUAAAUUAUAAAUGUUACCACAAAAAAACUACAGAUUUCUGUAGAAUUCUCUCUUUCAACUGGCUGAAACACACAGAGUUUAGCACAGAGAUAAGAUUUUUCGAGUUCCAUUAGUUUUAUGAAUUAUAGUCAUUAAGACUAGUCAUUCACAAAAUCAAAGAACAAGGCCUGAGUUGUGACUUUUCUGUUAAUUUUAUUUCCGGUACCCAAUAUAUUCAUGAAUACUAGAACAGAGUGUCAGUGAAAAAGUUUUUGCACAGUUGACAUUAAAUGAAUGAAUUCAAUACAUUGCUUUCAGAUCGUAUUGAUUUAAAGUUAAAUGUAAUCCCGCGAUUCAUUUUACUUGAUUACUCUAUCACGAAUUACAGUAACUUACUGAUUAUUAAUUUGCGCGGAUCUCUUAAAUUCCAUGUGUUUGAUUUAAUUUAAAUAAAUUAGGUUAUAAUGAAAGUAAAAUUCUAGUCAAAGAAAUACAUAAAUGAGGGAAAAUAAUGAAUUUCUUACAUGCAUUUCGUAUGGAACCUAAUCGAAAAUAAAGUGAUUUACGUUCGGAGCGGACUGUUACUUCGACUUUCGAGUGUAACCAGAAUCACUUGUUUUCAUUUUCCAUCGCUUCUUUUUUCCGGUAGUAUGUAUGUGUACAUGCAUGCAUACAUACAUACAUACGUGACAGCACGUAUAUGCAUUUAGUGAGAUGAAAUUUGAAGAGGACGUGAUUUACGCUAGGGAGAGAUUAUAUGCAUUGGGCAGAUACGACAAAAAAUAUAUCACACCACUACAUAAAUAUAUGUAUAAGUAUACAUUCAUGCGCGGGAACAUGUAUAUUUAACAAUUAUUUAUAGCAAAGAGUAAGACCAAUAAAGCAUAAAUUGAUGAAAAACA
Molecule: messenger RNA, 2981 nt
Organism: Neodiprion fabricii
Lineage: Eukaryota; Metazoa; Arthropoda; Insecta; Hymenoptera; Diprionidae
Gene: PICK1
Product: PRKCA-binding protein
Exons: 6
Coding region: 430-1896 (488 amino acids)
Biological process (GO): dendritic spine maintenance; positive regulation of receptor internalization; receptor clustering
Cellular component (GO): trans-Golgi network membrane; neuron projection; postsynaptic density
Molecular function (GO): protein domain specific binding; phospholipid binding; protein kinase C binding
Source: RefSeq, a predicted model, not a curated record